AUGCUGGCAUCCCCUCCUCUCCUCUCUUCGACUCUCCCCGAGGCGCCAAGUGAGGAGGGCGACGGCAAGGGCGAUGCUGGCAAGGGCGAAGCUGGCGCACAGAACCGGCCAGCCGACAAAGGUGGGUGGAGGGAACUCCUGGAGGAGGUGAAGCGACCCCUUCGCGAGGCAUACCAGGAGUCGAUCUUGCAGCGCAAGGCCACAGCUGGUCUGGUCUUGCUGAUGGUCCUGGUUUGCGGUGUGGAGUUUAUCGGCUACUGCUGGACAGUUGCCGAGCGCCUGUCCCAUCCCUCCAUCAUCAAGAAGCAGCGGUCCGGCGACAAGGAGACCAUAGUGGAUGACUACCGCGAGGCCUACUGGUGGCUGCGUGAUCACACGCCGCAGCUCACCCGCAGUGUGUCGUCGCACCCACCUGGAGCACUGCAUGCACGAGGAACCACCCUUGCAGAUGGGAACACAUGGAACCAUGAGCACAUUGCCUUGCUGGGCUGGUGUUUGACAGGACCCGAAGAAGACUCUUACGAGGUCAUCCGGCAUUUGGCGGACUUUGUCCUCAUCUGGGGCAGUCCUGGCGGUGAUGACGUAGCGAAGUCGCCGCACAUGGCGCGAAUCGCCAACUCUGUCUUCGGCGACCUUUGCGCCGAGCCCAUGUGCAGGGCCUUCCACCUGGACCGCGAGACGAAGCGGCCGAGCGAGACCAUGAAGAGCUCCCUGCUCUGGAAGCUGCAUGCGCACGGGGAGGAGGAUGUCCAGGUGAACCCAAAUCUCUUCGAAGAAGCUUACACCAGCCAGCGGGGCCUCGUGCGGAUCUUCAAGGUGCUCAACGUGUCGGAGGAGUCCAGGUGCUGGGUCGAGGACCCGCGCAACCGGAAAUGCGAUGCACCAGGCAGCUGGCACUGCCAGGGCCGGUACCCGCCGGGCAUCCACGAAAUCCUGGCGAAGCAAAAGGCCUUUCAGCAGCUGGAGGAUUUCAAUGCCGCGAGGGAUGCGAAGGCUGAGGAGUACCAGAAGGCCAGAACCACACGGCCAGAGUACGAAGUUGUGCAUGAGGCUGAGCAGCACGUCGACGCCCCGGGCUGGUCAUCCUUGAACAGGAAGGCCUCCAAGCUGUCUGCGACGGACCUGGCACCUCCACCACCUCGACCAGGAGCACCGGAGUUGGGCCGGUCCUUGACAUCUCCAUGCAUGCUGACAGAGGAAGGAGUUCGGGAAGCCGCUCGGGCAGCCCAGAUGCAAGGAGUUGGUCUGCCUGCAUUGGUGCUAGGCACCGUGUCCUCUGCCGACUUCCCGGAAAGCGCACUCGUGGCCGCAGGACGGCAAGCGACCGAGAACAGGCAAGCCAGACCGGCUUUGACCGGUAAUGCCACAUCGGAUCGCUUCGCAGGUGACUUUAUUGUUCCAAUGACGUGCAACCAGAUGUACGGCUCGAGAUGGAAGACAGCGCUGGCUGAGAAGCCGGAGGACAGGCCUCAGCUGCUCUCCUUGAGGUGA
Molecule: messenger RNA, 1491 nt
Organism: Symbiodinium necroappetens
Lineage: Eukaryota; Dinophyceae; Suessiales; Symbiodiniaceae
Source: the annotation of a GenBank genome assembly